Molecule: messenger RNA, 145 nt
Organism: Funneliformis geosporum
Lineage: Eukaryota; Fungi; Glomeromycota; Glomeromycetes; Glomerales; Glomeraceae
Source: the annotation of a GenBank genome assembly
AGAAGUAGAAAGGAGAAGACGAGCUAAAUUUGGACCAAUGAUUCCUCAAGAAGAAUUUGAGGGUCCAAUAAAACUAAGAACAAUGGAUUAUCAUGGGGAAAUUAUAGUCUCGUCACUCAUUCAUCAACACCGUUGGCAUAGAUGA